GAAAAUUCCAAAAAUCAUAACUCAUAAGCCUUUCACCCACAACCAUUUUCUGGGUACCUAAGAAACCAGCAUUCUACCUCUGCAAUCCUCCAUCACUGGCCACCAAUAUGCUUUCAGAGAGGAAGCAAUCCAAAUACGUAUGCGUGAUCGGGGCUGGUCCGUCGGGGCUGGUGACCACGAGGGAGCUAAGGAAGGAGGGACACUGUGUGGUGAUGAUGGAGCAGAACCAUGAUGUUGGAGGGCAGUGGCUAUAUGACCCUAACGUUGAGGGCGAGGACCCUUUGGGGAGGAGUAAAUUUUUGAAGGUCCAUAGUAGCAUCUAUGCUUCUCUGAGGCUGGCUAGUCCUAGAGAGAUCGUGGGGUUCAGUGAUUUUCCAUUUGUGGUGAAGAAAGGUAGGGACACGAGGAGGUUUCCUGGGCACAGGGAACUUCUAUGGUACCUUAAGGACUUUUGUGAAUGGUUUGGGCUGAGGGAGACGAUAAGGUUCAAUACUAAGGUGGAGUAUGUGGGGAUGUUGGAUUCUGAUGAAGUAGGUGGAGGUUUGAAGUGGGUUGUGAGGAGCAGAGACGUCAAGUCUGAAAAGGCGGUGGAGGAGGUGUUUGAUGCUGUGGUUGUGGCCACAGGCCAGUACUCUCACCCUAGGUUGCCUUCCAUUAAAGGAAUGGAAGCAUGGAAGAGGAAGCAAAUGCAUAGUCACAUCUACAGGGUCCCUCACCCAUUUCACAAUGAGGUAGUGGUGGUUGUAGGAAAUGCAGCGAGUGGACAGGACAUAUCCAUAGAGCUUGUGGAUGUGGCAAAAGAAAUCCAUCUAAGUGCCAAAUCUCUUGAUAUUUCUGAGGGUCUAUCUAGAAUUAUUUCCAAACACCACAACUUGCAUCUUCAUCUGCAGAUUGAAUCCCUUCAUGAAGAUGGACGAGUAGUAUUUGUAGAUGGGUCUUGGGUCGUGGCAGACACUAUCAUAUACUGUACCGGGUAUUCAUAUUCCUUCCCAUUUCUUGACACCAAAGGAAUAGUAGCAGUGGAUGAUGACAGAGUAGGCCCAUUGUAUGAGCAUACCUUCCCUCCCUCCCUUGCACCCUCCCUAUCUUUUGUGGGCAUUCCCAGGAAGAUCCUAGGUUUCCCUUUCUUUGAAUCACAAGCAAUGUGGAUAGCUCAGCUGCUGUCUGGGAGAAAAAUAUUACCAUCAUUCCAUGAUAUGAUGCGGUCCAUUGAAGACUUCUAUCAGUCAAGAGAUGCCGCUGGCAUUCCAAAGCAUCAUACUCACGAUAUUGCAGAUUUUGAGUACUUUGAUAAAUAUGGAGACAAUGUUGGGUUCCCACACACGGAAGAAUGGAGGAAGAAGCUACUCUUAUCAACCGUAGGAAAUGCCCAAGUCAACUUGGAGACUUACCGUGAUUCUUGGUAUGAUCAUGAGCUGUUGCAAGUGGUUCUUCAGAGCCCUCUUUUCACUCAAUCCCUUCAAUCCCCAUCUCAGCAUCUUACCGUAUGAUUAUAUUACAGUUAUCCAAUUUGAUCCAAAUCAUUUUCCAUAGUUCAAAGGUAAGAUGUAAGAGGAGGAAGGUUGACUGAACAAGAUGAAAUGGGUUGGAAAAUGCUACCAUAUGAACCUACUUAGGGUAAUGAAUCUAAAAUAAAAUAUCUUUGACAUAACAA
Molecule: messenger RNA, 1654 nt
Organism: Vitis riparia (riverbank grape)
Lineage: Eukaryota; Viridiplantae; Streptophyta; Magnoliopsida; Vitales; Vitaceae
Product: flavin-containing monooxygenase FMO GS-OX-like 9
Exons: 7
Coding region: 108-1490 (460 amino acids)
Molecular function (GO): NADP binding; flavin adenine dinucleotide binding; N,N-dimethylaniline monooxygenase activity
Source: RefSeq, a predicted model, not a curated record